AUGGAUUUCUAUUCCAAAGUCGACAAUUCACGCCCUUUUCGCUCGGUGAAAGAGGCCGUUGCCAUUUUCGGCGAGAAGUUCUUACCCGGAGAAAUCUAUACACCAAACUCCUUCACUUUUCCAAAACAAGAAACCCCAUAUUUUUCACCAACCCCGCAAAAUCUCCAAGAACGCUCAUUGAAAUCCUCGCCUAGUCCCAGAUAUAUCAUUUACAGCAAUGAAAGUUCCCUUGUCGACACUGUAAAAAAGCUCGAAUUCGAGCUCGAGAAGACAAAAACAGAACUGAAUUUACUCAAAGAAAGAGAGAUCGAAACUGAGGUAGCAUUCGCUUCAUUGAAUGCUGAGCUGCACAAGAACAUGUCAAAGCUAGCGAAGGCCGAGGCGGCCAUGGCAGCCAAGGCUGCUACCGCAGCAGUAGCUUCAUCAAGAUCAGUUAAAACUUCACAAAGUUUAGCUCAAUUUCUGAUUGCUGCCGGGGAGAGGGAAAAAUUAUUUAGAGGGAGGAAAAGGGAAGGAAAAGUUAUGAUAAAAAAAGUGAAACCAAUAAUUCCUCUUGUGGGAGAUUUGUUUUCAAGGAAAAAGGGCUCAUCUACAAGUAUGCAUAAUCCUCUUUAUGCAUCUUCUCUUCUGCAGUACUGGAAUUGA
Messenger RNA from Fraxinus pennsylvanica, 645 nucleotides. NCBI's taxonomy places the organism in Eukaryota, Viridiplantae, Streptophyta, Magnoliopsida, Lamiales, Oleaceae. The record is from the annotation of a GenBank genome assembly.